This is a messenger RNA of Ceraceosorus bombacis, 5224 nucleotides long. Lineage: Eukaryota; Fungi; Basidiomycota; Exobasidiomycetes; Ceraceosorales; Ceraceosoraceae. The record is from the annotation of a GenBank genome assembly.
AUGGGUCAACAUGCUGCGCUCAGUCUCACAUCUCAGCUCGAAGCUGCACCGAACGGCAACUCGAUGGCGGCGAGCACAGUUCCGCAGGACUUGGCGCAGCCCGACCAAGGCUCUUGGGAGCAGCCAUCGAGCAUCAGCCGGGUCAGAGUUCGUCGUGUCUUGCGUCUCAGACCGACACCUAUCCAACCUGCAUCGCAGAUCAGUCAGCCUCGCUCACUUCGGACGAGCAUUCAGUCUAGGUUGGAGUACUCGGACGAUCCUGUGCAAGGUCUUGGAGCUGGACAACAUUCUGGUCUGUGGGCUAGAUUGGGUGCUCCGCCUUGCGAAUUUGUCAUGGAUGAGGAGCCUGGUGCAUCUGAGGAUGCAGAUGCGGAGGAAGAUCAAGUCGACCCGGCGCAUGACAGCCUGUUCCGCUUGCAACGUCCAAGAGAAGCGGCACACAAGCGAUGGUAUGACGCAGACAAGGAUCAGAGGGAUGUUUGCAGCCUUGUCGAGAACCACACCGUCAAUCUCAAGGUGCGAUUGCGGUUCCAAAGCGCGCAUUCUGCGGCGACAUCCUCAAACAGCACUUCAAGUGCGGAGAAUGGUUCUCGAAGGCGAACGCCCUCCUCUUCCUCAAGACCAAACUCGGCACAUUCGCAUGCGCUUUAUUUUGUUAGUGCGGAAAGCUCUUCCCAACUACUGCGCGUGCUCAACGCUGCCGACAACAAGUUGCAAAGUCGACCUGGCGGACUGACACGACCAGGCUGGACUGUCGUGCCGCAAGACGAAUUUCAACAGGAGCGAGAUCAAGACUUUGACGUCGAGUGGACACCAGAGCAGUUCGGCAAGACAGGCAAGAGAGCCUGCUGCUUCGUCGAGGUGAACGAGCGGAAUAGCAGCUCGCGCAUCUUGGCAGGAUUUGCUUUUUAUGUCGAUCCUCUUGUUCCCGCGACUUCUGGCAUUGCACCGACUCCGAGCCGGUCUGCAGCUACGUCGCCCGCUUCCGCGUCACGAAGCUUGCCGCACGAUUCCGAUGAUCGCCGUCUCACGAUCUGCAAGCCGGAAAGUGAUCCUGUUCCAUUUCCGAGCAGUGAUCCGGCUCCCUCCGGUGCUACCUCGAAGGCUCUUAUGGUGGACCAUACCGAAAUCACCGUGGCUGACUGUCUCGAGGCCGAUUCGCCUUUGUUCAGAGCUGCGGUACAGAACCUAAGUCGACGGACUGCCGCGCUCAAGAAGCAGGCCAAGGCGGUCCUGCGCGCCACGGCUGACGUGCAGGCGCACGCCAGCGCAUCCCGUGCGGCCCAUGGGGCUCUGGAUGAUGCGCUACAGGAUCUGUCCAUAAGCCAGCCCAACACACUCGGAAAGCUGUUGCAGCUCGCACUCACCCAAGCACGAACGCGAGCCAGGGCGCAGGACGAGAGCGAAUCUAGCAUGCUAGAUAACUGCGUUACUGGCCCGGUGAGAAACCUGCUGGAGCUUUGUCGGACCGCACAAGAGCACAUCAAACUCUUCGAAGCGGACAGCAGAGCGUAUUACAACCACACGCAGAAAUGGCUCUCUACCAAGACCAUUUCGGCCGGCGCAAUGUCUGCAGAUGUCGAUGCGGAUGUGAGCUACGCUUCGAAUGCUGUGGGCUACGACAAGGGUCAAGCGAAGCAGGACAAAAAGGACGAGCUGCAAAGACUCAGACAACUCAAGUUCGAUAGAGCCAGAGUGGAGCUUUAUAGGGUACAUGCUGCGCUGCAUGGAGGUGCUGCAGAACUCGAGUCUGCCCAACAGAUACUGUUCCUGUGCAGGUGGCACGCCGAUACUGCGCCAACUAGCACGACUCAGACCCACUGGCCAGCUCCUGCGCUCUAUUCGGCGCUGGAAAAGUUCGGAGACGAAGCAUUAGCUGCUGCUCAGCAAGCCAAGGCGAAGGAUGUAGAGGCACGAAAGGCACUCGAUGUGCUCGACGCUCAAAUCAUCGAGCUGGACGAGACUUUCGCUGGCGCAACACAGGCUCCGGGAGAUGCUACCGAUCCAAGCACUACUCUGAGCUCUGUGGAAAACAGCAAGAACGCAGCGUCGGCGAAGUUCAAGAGCCUUUUGAGCAGCUUUGGGGCCAUCGGCUCUACGGGUCUGAAUGCGGGCUCUGCUGGUAGGAACGCGGCGCCAGCUGAUCAAGAACAUGUCGAGGCGAUCGUGGACACGCCCAUCGUGACCCAGACGUCGGACACAGGCACAUCCCUGUCAUCGACAACUGCGCAGCCACCUGCACCGGGGCCCGCAUCUGCGAGCACGUCUGCCACGAAUGCGAUCGGGUUGAUGCGCCAAAAGGUAUCACAGAGGUUCGUCAAUGCGGGACCUGCUACCACUGCUAUCACGGGUCCGGUAAUGGGCGCCUUUCAGCGCUUCCGAGGUACGGCAAGUGGCACUGCCAAUGUAGACGAGCACCUGACGAGCCCGCAAGAACUCUCCAUGUCACUUCCCUCUGCGACGCCAAAGCAUUACAGCACGAGCGGGGCCACCACUGCUCCCGCCGCACCUUCUGUGACUGCUGUCAGUCCGUUUGCCGUCGAUGCUAGUCCCAUAGGACUCGGUACACCCCGAGGCGUCAAUCGAAAUACGCCUCGACGAGCCCUGAGUCAGUCCAACACUCCUAGCCCAUUUGCCAGCAAACAAGGCUUGCUCGAUUUCAGACAAAGACUGGUAUCGGCUACCUCGCCUGGUCAAAAUGCGAGCGUGCGGACAACGCAGAGAGGCAGUCCGUCUAUGAAUCGGUCGUCGUCCGAGUCUACGCACACCGGACGCGGACUUGGAACGCUUGCGGGCGCAGGAAGGAGCACUUCUUCCUCGUCUGGACUGGGAAUCGGAGGGCUUGUGAUGGAGGACCAGGAUGUCCGCCAAAUGUCAAUGUCGUCAUUGAUCAGCGCUGCUCCUCGCUUUGGACCGUCUGAUGGCCUUCUAGCUCAAUCUUCGAGGCGGAAGAAGGAAGGCUUGCUUUGGGUCCACAGUAGACCUAUCAACAGCACGAGCGCUUCGGAUGCUCCGAGAGGCGUCAAUCGUUCAACGCAUUGGCGCGAAGCGUGGGUCGUCCUCAGCGGCUCUGGUCACCUCGGAGAGUAUGCGGCGUGGCGUGAAAAGAAGGUCUUGGAGCCUAGUCAGCCCAUGAUCGAUCUUCGAUUUGCCACAGUGCGGGAAGCUAGAGGCGUGGAGAGAAGGUUCACGUUCGAGGUGAUCACGCGCGACCAGCGCAGGUUCUUCCAAGCUCCUGAUGAUGCGGCAAUGAAGAGCUGGAUCGCGGCUAUCCGCAUAGCGAUCGAGAGCUUAAUCAAUGGGACCAGCAGCGUGCGCCAGAUCGACAAGGUCGCUAGGUCAGCAGAAAUUACUGAAGCUCUCGAGUCUGUCUCUGGCCCGGACGACUUUGGACUGGCGGCCCUCAGACCCCUCGGUCCUCCAGAUACCGGCAAUGCACUUGCCAGUCAGAGCAAGGCUUUUAGUCAGAGCUUGACGGAUUUGAGCAACAUAGCUACCAAUCGUCUGUUCAAUAGGCAGUCGGACAGCUUGCAAAGACAAAUGGCACCGGCGUCAAGUUCUCGCCAUAGCUUGGUCUCACCUCAAUCUCCGUCAAGCCCAUACCUGUCUGUCUUGAUGGAAGGCUCGCGCAGUGGUAUGCCCACGACUCCCACUCGACCUUCGCACGAGCGUGGCAUCUCCAACAAGACGCCUGUCUCGGGCUAUGUUGGCACGCACGAUGCGGGCGUCGAAAACAUCACCAUCACGUCUCCUUUGCAGACGGCGGCGGCGGCGGCUUCGCGUCAGCCUUUGCUGCGUCGCCAACCGACCGACUCGAGCGAUGCGGGCGUUCCGCCUUGGAUGGCGGACAAUGAGUUUGAUGCGCGUAUCGCUGAGCUUGUGCAAGGCUCCUAUGGCGAUAGUACCACGGACCUGUCCACUAUUCAGGUUGGACCCGCGCCUAUGAUGGCUGGCAGCAGCACGAGCAGCGGUGCGAGCGCUUCGACUUCGACAAGCCAAGCGAGAAGAAUGAGCCAGGUUUCCAACCAUCGAAGAGCUUCCACAGAGCUCCAGUCUCCAUCUAAAAGGCUGUAUAGACCUCACCUAUCGACGGACAUGAGCGGUGCUAAGCUGCCCAGCUCGAGCGCGCAAGAAGCUGCUGCGACGACGACGGGCAAUGUGCGUAAAAGAGUGGAACGCAUCAAUUCUGGUCAGUCUCAAUCCAAAGUUUCGCGCGCGGCGGAAAUCGCUCGAAUUUCGAGGUUGCCAGAAAACUCCGCGUGUGCAGACUGCAGGCUGCCAGGUGAGUCUUGCUUGGAAUGCAGCCGGCCGUAGGCGGAGAUGCUUUUACGCGUCAUGUUGACCCAGCGACUUGCUAAACCUCCUCGCAGAUCCUCGAUGGGCAUCUUGGGCUCUGAACGGUCAGCCUUGCUGCAUCUUCAUCUGCAUCAGUUGUUCGGGCGUGCACAGGAGCCUUGGCGUGCACGUGAGCAAGGUCAAAAGCGUGGAUUUGGACGACUGGACCGAGGAGCAACUGGAUGCGGCGCGCGAAUGGGGCAAUGCGCGCGCUAACUCGUAUUAUGAAGCGAGUCGACCUGCUAGCGUUGUGAACCCUCUAAGCACCACGGCUCGCGCAGACAAGACUUUUUGGAAGGAAAAGUACGUCGAGAAGAGGUGGGCUGCGCUUGGACCGCGCGAACAAUUCCUUCGAGCCUCUUCCUCGUCCGAAGGCUCUGAUCCCAACGCUGCGAGUCCGAGCAGGGAGAUUCGAAGCCCAAAGCGAACGUCUACGUCGUACCCCAUAAGAUCCUCCUCGCACGUCCAGACGCUCAGCUACACUUCGGGACUCCCUCCGUCGGACGACAGAAGCGCAUUCUCGCAGGACUCGCCUCUGAACAGCAAUGGCAUGACUGGCAUCCAGCUGGCAUCGACCCCUCGUCCUUCUAUACCGUCCAGAAGCCCAACCGUCCAGCGAGGCAUCGCCAAUCAUAGUGUCGGGAACCAGCCGUCAGCUCAUUCAAUCACCGCAUCGCCCAAGAGGCUGGAACGUACAGCUGCUAUCACCGCUGCUGGAUGGAGCUUCACACCAGAGACGACCCCGUCUCGAGAUCUCUCUAAUGGCACGAACAAGUCGACAGCUCUUGCGCACAUGGACGCUGCACCAGAAACGCCUACGCGUUCUCACAGCCGUAGUCAAUCUUCGUCUCAUCGAUCGCCCCAAACUCCUUUGGCGUUGGCGCGUUGA